This is a messenger RNA of Nannospalax galili (Upper Galilee mountains blind mole rat), 1521 nucleotides long. It is a transcript of the gene Ccnb1, whose product is annotated as cyclin B1. Gene Ontology annotation, molecular function: cyclin-dependent protein serine/threonine kinase regulator activity. Gene Ontology annotation, biological process: mitotic metaphase chromosome alignment; mitotic cell cycle phase transition; regulation of cyclin-dependent protein serine/threonine kinase activity. Gene Ontology annotation, cellular component: mitochondrial matrix; nucleus; cyclin B1-CDK1 complex. Lineage: Eukaryota; Metazoa; Chordata; Mammalia; Rodentia; Spalacidae. The transcript is spliced from 9 exons. The record is from RefSeq and is a predicted model, not a curated record. Bases 138 to 1418 code for a protein of 426 amino acids.
CGGGCCGGGGUUUAAACCCGAGCCGGGCGGCUGCUCAGGCGUGCUGCAGACGAACGGCUGUUGGUGCUUACGAGGCUGGGCAGCGGGGCCUGGGCUUUUCUGCUUCGGCGCACAGAGCCCCUGCUCUCGAGGACGCCAUGGCGCUCCGGGUCACCAGGAACACGAAAAUUAACGCUGAAAAUAAGGUCAAGGCCAGUAUGGCAGGCGCCAAGCGUGUACCUCUAACCAGUGUUGCAGCCUGCAAGCCUGGGCUGAGGCCACGUACAGCUCUUGGAGAUAUUGGUAACAAAGUCAGCGAACAGCUGCAAACCAGGGUGCCUCUAAAAAAGGAAGCCAAAACUUCAGCUACUGGAAAAGUUACUGCUAAAAGACCGCCAAAAUCUUUGGAAAAGGUCCGUGUGUGUGAGCCAGAGCUGGAGCCUGAGCCCGCGCCUGAGCCUAUAAAUGAAGAAGAAAAACUUUCUCCCGAACCUAUUUUGGUUGAUACUCCCUCUCCAAGCCCAAUGGAAACAUCUGGAUGUGCCCCUGCAGAGGACUAUCUCUGUCAGGCUUUCUCUGAUGUAAUUCUUGCAGUGAGUGAUGUGGAUGCAGAAGAUGGAGCUGAUCCAAAUCUCUGUAGUGAAUAUGUGAAAGAUAUAUAUGCUUAUCUCAGACAACUGGAGGAAGAGCAAUCAGUUCGACCAAAAUACCUUCUGGGUCGUGAAGUCACUGGAAACAUGAGAGCUAUCCUAAUUGACUGGCUAAUACAGGUUCAGAUGAAAUUUAGGUUGCUGCAGGAGACCAUGUACAUGACUGUUUCCAUUAUUGAUCGGUUCAUGCAGAAUAACUGUGUGCCCAAGAAGAUGCUGCAACUGGUUGGUGUCACUGCCAUGUUUAUUGCAAGCAAAUAUGAAGAGAUGUACCCUCCAGAAAUUGGUGACUUUGCUUUUGUGACAAACAAUACUUACACUAAGCACCAGAUCAGACAGAUGGAAAUGAAGAUUCUCAGAGUCUUGAACUUCAGUCUGGGGCGCCCUCUGCCUCUGCACUUCCUUCGUAGAGCAUCUAAAAUUGGAGAGGUCGAUGUUGAGCAACAUACUUUGGCUAAAUACCUAAUGGAGCUAACUAUGUUGGACUACGAUAUGGUGCACUUUCCCCCUUCGCAGAUUGCAGCAGGCGCUUUUUGCUUAGCACUGAAAAUUCUUGAUAAUGGUGAAUGGACACCAAUUCUACAGCAUUACCUGUCCUACACUGAAGAAUGCCUUCUUCCUGUUAUGCAGCACCUGGCUAAAAAUGUAGUCAUGGUGAACCGUGGACUCACAAAGCACAUGACUAUCAAGAACAAGUAUGCUACAUCUAAGCAUGCGAAGAUCAGCACUCUAGCACAGCUGAAUUGUACUUUAGUUCAGAAUUUGGCCAAGGCUGUGGCAAAGGUGUAACUUGUUGGAAUGCUACAUCUGCGAAUACAAUUGGCACCGUGUGCUACCUGUAUAUACGCUCUUUACUCACUUUUCAAUAAAGGUUAUGGCUCUUUUUACUUCU